AUGGUACUUUUCUGUGGAAUAUAUUACUGUGAGCAGAACUACAGACAGACUGAAAGAAUUAUCCGAAUAAUAGAUCACAUCCUUAUCGAGAAGAAAAUAUCAAAGGAGAUACAAGAAACCCUCAGGGAUUUCAAGAGUCUGAUCAUGUCAAGACCUAUCAACUACCACGCAAUGAACUUCUAUCGGCUCAACUACGCCACUAUUGUUUCAAUGUCAUCAGUUAUCGUUACAUAUACGAUAAUUCUCUUGCAAAAUUUAUAA
Molecule: messenger RNA, 261 nt
Organism: Vanessa tameamea
Lineage: Eukaryota; Metazoa; Arthropoda; Insecta; Lepidoptera; Nymphalidae
Exons: 2
Coding region: 1-261 (86 amino acids)
Biological process (GO): sensory perception of taste
Cellular component (GO): membrane
Source: RefSeq, a predicted model, not a curated record